Messenger RNA from Yarrowia lipolytica CLIB122, 1581 nucleotides. RefSeq lists its product as uncharacterized. The record is from RefSeq and is a predicted model, not a curated record. Gene Ontology annotation, cellular component: cytoplasm. Gene Ontology annotation, biological process: GTP biosynthetic process. Gene Ontology annotation, molecular function: IMP dehydrogenase activity. Lineage: Eukaryota; Fungi; Ascomycota; Dipodascomycetes; Dipodascales.
AUGACCCAGACUUUCAAGGACCCCAAGGAUGCCCAGGCUUUCCUCUCCACCUACAAACAGAAGGACGGUCUCGAUGUCCACUCUCUGAUGGACUCCUCUGUGCGAGGAGGUCUCACUUACAACGAUUUCCUCAUGCUGCCCGGCAAGAUUGAUUUCCCCUCUCACGAGGUGUCGUUGGAGACCAAGCUGACCAAGAAGAUCACCCUCAAGGCUCCCCUUGUGUCUUCUCCCAUGGACACCGUCACCGAGUCCGAGAUGGCCAUCCACAUGGCUCUGCUGGGUGGUAUUGGUAUCAUCCACCACAACUGCUCUGCCGACGAGCAAGCCGAGAUGGUCCGAAAGGUCAAGAAGUACGAGAACGGUUUCAUUGCCGACCCCGUUGUUGUCUCCCCCAAGCACACCGUCAAGGAGGUGUUUGCUCUCAAGGCCAAGCUUGGCUUCGCUGGCUUCCCCGUCACUGAAACCGGAUGCAUGUCUGGAAAGCUCGUGGGUAUCAUCACCUCUCGAGACAUUCAGUUCCUCGACCUCGACGACACCCCCGUCGGUGAGGUCAUGACCCCCGGUUCGGAGCUCGUUACCGCCCCCAAGACCAUCGGUCUGUCUGCCGCCAACGACCUGCUCAAGAAGUCCAAGAAGGGUAAGCUGCCCAUUGUCGACAAGGAGGGCAACCUCGUUGCUCUUCUGUCUCUGACCGAUCUGCAGAAGAACCACGACUACCCCAACUCCUCCAAGUCUCCUGAGACCAAGCAGCUGCUCUGUGGCGCCGCCAUUGGUACCCGGCCUGACGACCGAGAGCGACUCGAGAAGCUUGUUGCCGCUGGCCUCGACGUUGUCAUCCUCGACUCGUCUCAGGGUAACUCCAUCUUCCAGAUCGAGAUGAUCCAGUGGAUCAAGAAGACCUUCCCCGACCUGCAGGUUGUUGCUGGUAACGUUGUUACCCGAGAGCAGGCUGCCUCUCUCAUCGAGGCUGGUGCUGAUGGUCUCCGAAUCGGAAUGGGCUCCGGCUCCAUCUGUAUCACCCAGGAGGUUAUGGCUGUCGGCCGACCUCAGGGUACCGCUGUCUACUCGGUGACCCAGUUCGCCAACCAGUUUGGCGUCCCCUGCAUUGCCGACGGUGGUGUCCAGAACAUUGGCCACAUCACCAAGGCCGUUGCUCUUGGUGCCUCUGUCGUCAUGAUGGGUGGUCUGCUUGCUGGUACUCUCGAGUCUCCCGGCCAGUACUUUUACCGAGACGGCCAGCGACUCAAGUCCUACCGAGGCAUGGGCUCCAUUGAGGCCAUGGAGAAGCAGGAUAACAACGACAACGCCGCCACCUCCCGAUACUUCUCCGAGUCCGACUCCGUGCUCGUUGCCCAGGGUGUGUCUGGUUCCGUCAUUGACCGUGGUUCCAUCACCAAGUUCAUUCCCUACCUGACUGCUGGUCUCCAGCACGGUCUGCAGGACAUUGGUGUCCGAUCUGUUGCCGAGCUCCGAGAGAAGGUUGACAAUGGAGACGUUCGAUUCGAGUACCGAACCGCUUCUGCCCAGCUCGAGGGUGGUGUCCACUCCCUGCACUCUUACGAGAAGCGACUCCACAACUAA